Sesamum indicum (sesame) is the source of this 555-nucleotide messenger RNA. RefSeq lists its product as uncharacterized. NCBI's taxonomy places the organism in Eukaryota, Viridiplantae, Streptophyta, Magnoliopsida, Lamiales, Pedaliaceae. Gene Ontology annotation, biological process: defense response to other organism. The record is from RefSeq and is a predicted model, not a curated record.
AUGACUAGAGCCCUGAAAAUAUGCUGUUUCGCCACAGCUAUUGUCAUAGCAACUCUUCUUGCAGCAAUAUUAAUCAUCUACCUCACCCUGCUCAAACCUAAAGAGCCCAAAAUCACUACUGAGGAAGUCACCUUGAAAAGUUUCAGUGGGCUGCUAAAUCCACUUCAUCUCAAUGUCACACUAGGCAUCAUUGUCACUGUCGAUAAUCCUAACUACGGGAGUUUCAAGUACGAUAACACUACCGCGUAUAUAAGUUAUCAUGGUACACCUGCAGCUGAAGCAGCAAUAGAGGAGGACACGAUCCCGGCUCGUGGCAAGCACGAUAUCAGCACAGAUGUGUUGGUGAUUGUCGACAAUUUGGUGACCAAUUACUAUUUUCAGGAGGAAUAUGCCUCCGGCUGCCUGAAUUUUACGUCGUCAAUUACCCUCCACGGCUUAGCCAAGGUGCUGAAUUUCUUGAAAAUAAAGGCAACAGCAUAUAGCACAUGUGACAUCUCUGUUUACUUUCAAACUCAGAAUGCAUCAUCUGUUUGCAGGUCAAAACUUAUAUACUAA